AUGGCGGGUUACAUGCCUGCCCAAGCACAGGAUAAUGUGCAAGCGUUGAUUGCCCAAGUAAAAACCCUUACUGUUGAGAAGUUGAAGAAUGUACUGCGCAGCGAAGGCCUGCCCUUGUCUGGAGUCAAAAGUGAACUCCAAAUCAGAACAAUAGCCUAUAUCGAGAAAAUGCGCAAUGCAGCUGACAUGGUCGCGCUGAAUCGAAUACGCAACACGAUCAGGGGCGUUCCUCAUUCGUAUCAAAACGGCAACUCAUACAAUCCGCAUUACUCGAACGACUCUCCCGCCUCUUCAGCCUCCCCUCAGUUUUCCUCACCGAGUGCUCACAACAACUACUACAUGCCUUCUACCGCAACGUUAGGUCAAGCCCAAUUCAUCUGGAGAAGUUCACCUUUCUACAAGGUUCACAGACAGAUCACCCGACUGUGGGAGUGCAAAGCCCGAGAGUCGACCAGAGAUACAGCCAAGCUCAUAGUGAUGGUGUCCCAAGAUACUCUCGAUACGCUGCAUAAGGAUCCAUCAUAUCGCAUCAUGGUCUUUUGCACUUCUGAGAAUACCGGGCCUGUUCAGAGAGCAACUUGUGAUAUUGAGUUUCCUCACAACGUGGAGCUCAAAUGUAACGGUACUGAUAUCAAGGCCAAUCUGAAAGGAUUGAAAAACCGACCUGGAACGACCAGACCUGUGGAUAUUACGAGCUUCAUCAAGAAAAAGCCCGCCAAUUAUCCCAAUUCGGUCGACAUGAUCUACGCUUUGACCAUAAAGAAAUUCUACCUCGUGGUCAAUCUGGUCGUGCAAAAGUCGAUUGACACAAUGGUCGCCGAUAUCAGGCGAGGCCGCGUGAUCACCAAAGAUCAAGUGAUUCGGGAGAUGCGCCGGAAAGCCGAAGACCCCGAUGAAAUCGUGGCUACGUCGAUGGUUCUUUCGUUGAAAGACCCUGUCGGUUACACACGCAUCACGACGCCAUGUCGUGGCAUCGGCUGUAAUCAUGUCCAAUGCUUCGAUGCAGCCCUGUAUCUCCAACUCCAGGAACAAGCACCCACGUGGACAUGCCCUAUCUGCAACAAGGCUGUGCCAUGGGAACAACUGGCUCUGGAUCAGUAUGUAAACGACAUUCUGAACCUAACGCCUAGGAGUGUAGAGGCCGUCAACGUCGAUCCGGACGGGAGAUGGCAUAUCCAGAACGAAAACGAAACUUCUUCUCGCAGAUCUAACCCCACCCCAUCGGAGGAUGAUGAUGGUGACGAUGACAACAACGAUGGCGACGACGACGGCGAUUUAGUGGAGCUCAGAGUCGGACCCAGCUUUCGACCCUCGAACAUUGAAACACUGACACCGCAUAGCGUCAAGACCCCGCCAUUAUCGUCUCGCGAAGUAUCAACGGCUCCUUCAGGGUCUAAACCGUCAGCACAGACGAAGAAAAGACCCCGCGAAGUCAUUGAUCUGACUUUGAGCGAUGAUGACGAGGACGAGCCCCCUCCCAAGGUCUCGAGGGCAUCCAAUUCUUCAUCCGUGGAUCUUUCUCAGAAGGGCCCCCGGCAACGCGAAGAUCGGAUGUUCUAUGCCCCGGGGCAAAUUGUCAUUGAUUGGGCUCGGCGCCCUUCAUUUCGUGGCCCUUCGCAAUAA
Molecule: messenger RNA, 1623 nt
Organism: Fonsecaea pedrosoi CBS 271.37
Lineage: Eukaryota; Fungi; Ascomycota; Eurotiomycetes; Chaetothyriales; Herpotrichiellaceae
Exons: 6
Coding region: 1-1623 (540 amino acids)
Biological process (GO): protein sumoylation
Molecular function (GO): SUMO ligase activity; zinc ion binding
Source: RefSeq, a predicted model, not a curated record